GACUCCAAAACCUCUAAAACCCUGAUCCAUCCCAGCUCACCCAAACUCGAAAACCCUCCUGAUUCAUCCUCCAAACCCCAAAUGCCGCCACCGCUCUUCGCCGCCGCUCGCCACCACCUCCCCGUCCUCCCCCAUCGUCUCCUCCAACCCCGCCGUUUCAUCGACGCCCGCGUUCCCUGGAUCCGCGACCGCGCCCUCGACCACGCGGUCGAGAAGGAGAAGCACCUCCUUCCCUUCCACUCCCUCAAAGACUUUCUUCUCUCCUCGUCGUCGUCGUCGUCGUCGUCGUCCUCGCCCUCACUCCCCCUCGCCACCAUCGCACCCCGCUCCGCCGCCCUUCGCCUCCCCUUCCGCCCAAUCCGCUUCAUCCGCCUUUUCCCCGCCGCCUUCCUCGAAUCCCACCCUCCUCCCCCAUCUCCUCCAUCCCCACUCAUCUCCGCCUCCCCCGCACUCCUCUCUAUCCACUCCGAGGAGCUCCGCGCCCUCUCCUCCUCCCUCCCUGACGCCGCCUCCCGCCUCCUCCGCCUUCUCAUGCUCUGUCCCCGCCGCCGUCUCCCUCCCCUCCUCCACCGCCUCCGCUGGGACCUCGGCCUCCCUCCCGACUUCCCCCGCUCCCUCCUCCCUGACUUCCCCGACUACUUCCUCCUCUCCCCAUCUCUCUCCAACCCCUCCGAUCUUGACCUCGAGCUCGUCCUCUAUAACAAGGACCUCGCCGUCUCCGCCAUGGAGCAGUUCUCUUGCCGAACCGGCGGGUAUAGGAAGGGCACUCCGCUCUCCUUCCCUCUGAACUUUCCCAGCGGGUUUGAGCUGGAGAAGAAGGUGAGGAAGUGGCUUGAUGAGUGGCAGAAGCUGCCUUUCAUCUCUCCCUAUGAAGAUGCUUCGCAUUUGGAUCCUAAGAGUGAUUUGUUUGAUAAGUGGACUGUAGGGAUGGUGCAUGAGGUACUGAGCUUGUUUAUAUCCAAGAAAACCGAGAAGGAGAAUUUGGAGAUGCUUGCGCCACAUCUGGGGCUUCGGCCGGGGUUCAAGAAGGUGAUCACACACCACCCAGGGAUCUUUUAUGUGUCGAAUAAGCUUAGGACUCACACAGUUGUGUUGAGGGAGGCAUAUAGGAGGGAUUUACUAGUUGAGAAGCAUCCUUUGAUGGGGUUCAGAUAUCAGUAUAUUCAUCUAAUGCGCAAGGGGAAGGAAGGUGGUGAUGCUAGUAAGGAUGGAAAGGGUAAAGAGAUUGAUCCACAAUCCAUUGAUGAUGGAGAGAAUUUAGUUGAUGAAAUUAAGGGGGAGGAUGAGGAGGAGGAUUGGGAAGAUGAUAGUCAAGGAGAAGAGGAAGAGGGGUUUGUGGGAAGUGCUGUUAUUGAUACCACGGAUGAGGAAAAGUGAUGAUGAUGAUGAUGAUGAUAGUGUGAGUGAAGCGGCAUCACUUAGUGGUGAGAGUAGUUUUAAUCAUCAAGGAGAAAAUAUUGAACUUGCUAGGAAUGAAAGAAGAAUAAGGCGAGGGGAAUCUAAUGAAGAAAGUAUGAUUGGGAGGGGUCUUCAAUCUAGCAGGAGAAUGGAUUUGCAUAUGGAGAAGAAGGUGGGUAGGGUGUCUAGAGGAAGAGCUAAUUAUUCAAGAGCUUAGCAGAGUGAAAAUGUUUGAUAACAUUGGCCAGUGUAGCAAUGCAUCUUGUGGCUAUUGAAGUAUAUUUUCAGUCGCAAUGAAGCAUAGAAAGCUACAUCAGAGUUAACGAGAUCGGACAAAUUUCUACAGGUGUAUUUCAAUUCGUCUAAGUUCUGGCUGUUAUUAUACUCAUAAGGAAAUACGUAAUGCAGGGAAUCCAGAGUUUUUGUGUACACAAGUUAUAAGCCUCGCCGGGCUGCAAUUUACUGAUGUGGUUUCCUCUUCUGGCAGGAAAUAAUGCCAUUGUGGGAGAUUUUGUAAGUUAAAAUCAUAGGACAUGUUGAUUGAGGAAAGCAUUUCUUCAUAAUCUAAUUACCAUCUCUCAGAGUGUUGCUAUUCUGUUUUAUGAUACAUUGGC
Molecule: messenger RNA, 2012 nt
Organism: Dioscorea cayenensis subsp. rotundata (Guinea yam)
Lineage: Eukaryota; Viridiplantae; Streptophyta; Magnoliopsida; Dioscoreales; Dioscoreaceae
Product: protein WHAT'S THIS FACTOR 9, mitochondrial-like
Molecular function (GO): RNA binding
Source: RefSeq, a predicted model, not a curated record